Messenger RNA from Osmia lignaria (orchard mason bee), 923 nucleotides. Its product is annotated as ciliary microtubule associated protein 1B-like. Gene Ontology annotation, cellular component: cytoskeleton. The record is from RefSeq and is a predicted model, not a curated record. NCBI's taxonomy places the organism in Eukaryota, Metazoa, Arthropoda, Insecta, Hymenoptera, Megachilidae.
CUUAUCUUAAACAUUCAGACUGUUAAUGAUUUUUAGUCUUAUUUCUGGUAAUUCUUUAAAUCUUUCUUUUAUAUGUACUUUAUCUGACAAAAUAUGGAGAAUAAAGAAAACAAUGAGAAGCUAUUAAAUUGUAUGAUAAAAGGUCCUGGUCCUAAGUAUAAAUUAAGGACUUUAGUUGGAUACGAAGAACAUUGUCUUUCUCGAAAGAGAGGUCCAGCUUAUACUAUAAGACCUCGUACAGAGCUUCAUAUGCGAAGUAUUGGUCCUGGACCACAAUACAAUGUUUCAAAACUGACAAAAUAUGGAGUAGAUAAGCCACCUGCAUAUACAAUAGCUCCUCGAGAACCUUUUAGAUUAAGAGAUUCAGGACCAGGACCAGGAGCACAUUACCCAGAAUUAUGUCUUCCAAUGAAUCAUGAUGUUAGACCUCCUGCUUACACUAUUAAAUCAAGAACUAAAAAAGGACUAAGCGAUAGUGGGCCUGGUCCAAAUGUGUACAUUUUACCUUCAUGUAUAGGACCUAAAAUUCCUGACAAAGAAGCUCAAGGUGCUUUUUCCAUAUCUGGCCCGCAUAAAAUACGCCAAGAAGAUGUUGGCCCAGGACCAGCAGCAUACACAAAUAUACGAACUGACCUUAUAAAACAUAGCUCUCCAGCAUUUAGUUUAAAAUGGAGAUAUCACAGAAUAGAUACAGAUGUAAGUCCAAUGCCAUAUUUUCCACAGUAUAAUAAAGGAAGACGAGCACCUACCUACUCCUUUGGUAUAAAACAUAGUGAAUGUGCUGGAAUACCUAUCACAGAAUUAGAUGAAGAUUGAUGUUGUAUAUUUAAUUUUAUAAAUUACUAAGAAGUGUCUACUUAAUGUUUAUACAAUGGUUUUAUACAGAAUAUUUACAAUAUUUGUAAUGUCAAAUUUUUAUAAUU